AUGAGUUCUCAGCCUGAUCAUAUCAACGCAGUGGUUAUAGGACAUGUAGAUAGUGGGAAAUCCACUACUACCGGUCAUCUCAUUUACAAAUGCGGUGGCAUUGACAAACGUGCUAUCGAAAAGUUUGAGAAAGAGGCUGCUGAGAUGGGUAAAGGUUCUUUUAAGUAUGCUUGGGUACUGGAUAAACUGAAGGCAGAACGCGAGCGUGGUAUCACAAUCGAUAUUGCACUAUGGAAGUUCGAUACCAAUAAGUACAAAGUCACAGUUAUUGAUGCACCUGGCCAUCGUGACUUCAUCAAGAACAUGAUCACAGGAACAAGUCAGGCUGACUGUGCAAUGCUGAUUGUUGCGGCUGGUGUUGGUGAGUUUGAAGCUGGUAUUUCCAAGAAUGGUCAAACAAGAGAACAUGCAUUGUUGGCAUACACGUUGGGCGUCAAGCAGUUGAUUGUCGCAAUUAAUAAAAUGGACUGCACUGAACCACCUUUCUCUGAAGAUCGCUACAAAGAAAUCGUCAAAGAAGUGUCCGGCUACAUUAAGAAAGUCGGGUACAAUCCCGCUGCAGUUCCAUUUGUGCCGAUCUCUGGCUGGCAUGGUGAUAAUAUGGUAGAAAGGAGUACAAACAUGCCUUGGUUUAAGGGCUGGGAAGUUACUAGAGUAAAGGAUGGAAAGAAUGUUACUGACACUGGCUACACAUUAAUAGAAGCAAUAGAUAAGAUGAAUCCACCCACAAGAAUGACUGAAAAACCAUUGAGAAUACCACUACAAGAUGUUUACAAGAUUGGUGGCAUUGGUACCGUUCCUGUUGGUCGCGUAGAAACUGGAAUUAUAAGACCUGGUAUGGUCGUCACCUUUGCUCCGCAAAAUUUGUCGACUGAAGUCAAGUCAGUCGAGAUGCACCAUGAAGCACUCACCGAAGGUCUCCCUGGAAGCAAUGUUGGAUUCAAUGUGAAGAACGUGUCUGUCAGUGAUAUCCAUCGCGGCAAUGUUGCAGGUGAUUCCAAAAAUGAUCCUCCUAAAGCAGCUGAGAGUUUCAUGGCGCAAGUAAUUGUCAUGAAUCAUCCAGGUGAGAUCAAAAAUGGCUAUUCUCCAGUCCUUGAUUGUCAUACUGCACAUGUUGCCUGCAAAUUUAGUGAAAUAACCGAGAAGCUUGAUCGACGUUCAGGGAAGGUGAUUGAAGAAAAUCCAAAGUUCAUUAAAAACAGUGACGCUGCGAACGUGAAACUUGUACCGUCCAAACCCAUGUGUGUUGAGACAUUCCAGGAGUACCCACCGCUCGGUCGCUUUGCUGUUCGAGAUAUGAAGCAAACAGUAGCUGUCGGUGUUGUUAAAAGUGUCGUCAAGAAAGCUGAUGCGGUUAAAGUUACAAAGUCCGCUGCAAAGGCUUCGAAGAAAAAGUAA
This is a messenger RNA of Schistosoma curassoni, 1398 nucleotides long. Lineage: Eukaryota; Metazoa; Platyhelminthes; Trematoda; Strigeidida; Schistosomatidae. The record is from the annotation of a GenBank genome assembly.